UAAACAAGCACUGGCCGUCCCUCGAUCGUGCUGCGUAUGUGUAUACCACCUUGUAGAAUUUAGAUCAGAGAGAUUUGGUAGAAAUGGCCGAAGCACCGACGACGGGUGGCGAGGUCCUGACUCCAAACGAUGCCGUCAAAGUACUGGAGGAGCUACUACCAGCACAAAACCAGUCCUACGAACUGGGCUUGAGGUUGAAUCUAAAGCCACACGAAGUAAAGAGCAUCCACGCGACCAUUUCCGAGCCGCGCAAACGCCUUCUUGAGAUCGUGUUGGAGUUCCUGAACCAAGUAGAGCCCAGACCAACCUGGAGAGUCAUUGUAGAUGCUCUCAAAAGUCCUGCAGUCAAUCUUCCUCAGCUAGCAAUGACUGUGGUGGCAGCUCACUUUCCUGACUCUACACCAGCACUCGUACCUGAAGCCAGUGUCUCUUCCUCUCAGAGUCCGGCCACCUCCUCUCAACCAGGCCUCUCCUCACCUCUCCAUGGUUCUGGAGCCUCACCACUCAAAGUAGACUAUCAACCAGACAUACCACAACCAACAACUGGGGAUGCAGUGACUGAACUCCAGCAUCGACCAGAGUCACCUCAGCCUAGUCCAAUGACCACUCAGUAUGUCCAGGCCAAGAUUAGAAGGUUUGAGAAGAGGUUCAAUGACCUGAAGAAGGCUGCCAGGGGGUGCCUCGAGAAACGCAAGAUUUCUGUCAAGCAAGUCGUUGACGCUCUCACGUCAAUGCCUGCAGAUGACAUUGAGGAACAUGAACUGUUUCUGAAAGACAAUCUGAGCGAUCUCUACCAGUCUUUUGACAUCUCGGAGCUGAUUGGAAAGUUGAGCCUACUGCAGUGGAACUACCUGUCCUACCAGCUGCUGGACUACCUGAUCAAGGAGUUUGGUUUUGAGGUGAGGAGGGAGAUGGAGGCCUACAAGUUAGAUCUGCAGAAGUUCCGCCAGAAGACACCACUAGCUCUGUUCUGCCAGUGUCAGAAGAAGAGGAGAAGGAAGCCGUCUGAGGAAUUCAAGGAGAUGGUCGCCGAGUUUGACUGGCCGCACGAAGUGACACUGGAAGUUGUGGAGCAGUUUCGACAAGAGUAUGCCUAUCACUACAAGCUUCGAGACUGUGCCAUGAUAGUAGCUGAGAUUCCGUCCCGGUUCCUUCAUCAUCACCUGGUUCAUACCAGAGUCCAUUGUCAAGAAACUGAGAGAAGACAUCCCUCACCACAUCCUCAAGAAGUAUACUGUCGUUAGCCUUCAAAUUGCAGGAGUCAAGGUUUAUCCACCUCCUCAGAAGUCAGCAGCAGUCUCGUCACCUGGUCCUGGACCUUCAGCUGGUGGUGCCGCUGCUUCUGUUGAGAAAUCACCUCCUCAACCCAAGACAGAGGAGUCCCGUCUCUCACCAGAAGAGGAUUACCCCUUCGUUGAGAAGCCAUCAGAGGAUUUCUUCUGUCCGGUGACGUUGGGUCUACUGCUCCAGCCUCACCUCACGUCAUGCUGUGGUAAACAUCUCUCAGAGGAGUCUGCCACCAGAAUACAGGGAGAGGGAGGACCAUGUCCACUCUGCAAGUCUCCUGACUGGAGUACCGUUUUGGACAAACACGUCCGUCGACAAGUGAAGGAGCUUCAUGUGUUCUGUCGUCACAAGGAGAAAGGCUGUUGGUGGAAAGGAGAGUUGUCUGACUUUACACAACAUGUCCAUUCUUGCCAGUUCAGAUAUCUACAAGUCUCUACCCAGGUAAGAACAGAGCUCCACGAUGCUGCUGAGAGAGGAGAUGUGGAGGCAGUUGAGAGACUCCUCUCCACUUCUGUCAAUAUCAACUCCAGGACUGAGGAUGAAGGAUACACUGCUCUACUGUUAGCCUCUCGCAGAGGUGAUGUUGAGGUUGUACGUCUGUUGCUCAAGGCUGGGGCUGCAGUCUUCAUCCCUGACAAGGAUGGUCUCAGUCCACUCUAUGUUGCCAGCCAAGAGGGACACACUGAGGUGGUGGAUGUUCUGGUGAAAGCAGGAGCUGAUGUCAACCAGCCAUGUACCAAGGAUGGUCUCAGUCCACUCUAUGCUGCCAGUGGUAAUGGACACACUGAGGUGGUGGAUGUUCUGGUGAAAGCUGGAGCUGAUAUCAAUCAGGCAACAACCGAGGAACCAUGCAGUGUUCCUCUGGAGAUAGCUGCCCAGGAAGGACAUACUGAGACAGUUCAGAGACUGUUGGAGGCAGGAGCCAACGUCAACCACAAGGACAAGGAUGGUGAUACUCCAGUCAACAUUGCCUCCUGGAAGGGUCAUACAGCUGUAGUUAAACUGCUGAUAGAGAAUGGAGCUGACAUCCGUGUCUGUGAUAAGGAUGGUCGCAGUCCACUCUAUGGUGCCAGUCAGUAAGGGACACUCUGAUGUAGUGGACAUUCUGCUAGAGGCUGGUGCUGAUGUCCACCAGGCCACCACCAAGGUAUGAUCACUGGAGGCUAAUCAGUACAUCCACUAUAGCGUUUUAGAUAUUUUAGCGUGGCUUCUGCGCGUUCAACAGCUUCCUCGAGUAUAGCAAUACCGAUAUC
Molecule: messenger RNA, 2540 nt
Organism: Geodia barretti
Lineage: Eukaryota; Metazoa; Porifera; Demospongiae; Tetractinellida; Geodiidae
Source: the annotation of a GenBank genome assembly